AUGUCAGGCAGAGCAAGAGCCAGAGCAAGGGGAAGAGCCCGUGGCCAGGAGACGACUACACCUGCUGUGGGACCCCCUACAGCUCCACAACCUGGGUAUGGACCAACUAGGCCACAGCUGCCUCAAGUGGAGCCAUCAGCAGAAGGAGGAGAACUGGUGGGGCGUGGGCGUCAGAAAAGAGGAGCUGUUGCACCAAGAUCAGAGGAACUGCAGAUUUCAGCCGGCUUUCAGGAAAUGACAUUAGGAGAAAGAGGGGGACGUCGUAGAGACUUCCAUGAUCUUGGUGUAAAUACGCGUCAGUCAAUGGAGCAUGUUAGAGAAUCCAAAACAGGUGCCUCAGGUACUAUAAUAAAGCUCAGUACAAACCAUUUUCGGUUGAGUUCUCGUCCUCAGUGGGCCUUGUACCAGUAUCACAUUGACUAUAACCCUGUGAUGGAAUCCCGGCGUCUUCGCUCAGCUUUGCUGUUUCAGCAUGAAAGCCUGAUUGGAAGAACACAUGCGUUUGAUGGGUCCAUUUUGUUUUUACCAAAGAAACUGGAAAACAAGGUUACGGAUGUGUUCAGUCGGACUCGGCAGGGAGAGGACGUGAAGAUUACAAUCACCUUAACUAAUGAGUUGCCUUCUACGUCACCUACGUGCUUACAGUUUUACAACAUAAUUUUUAGAAGGCUCCUGAAGAUUAUGAAUUUGCAGCAAAUAGGAAGAAAUUAUUACAAUCCUGGUGACCCAAUCAGUAUUCCAAAACACAGGCUGAUGAUUUGGCCAGGUUUUACAACUUCUAUACUGCAGUAUGAAACGAACAUAAUGUUGUGCACUGAUGUGAGCCACAAAGUUCUCAGGAGUGAGACAGUUCUGGAUUUCAUGUAUACAUUGUAUGAACAGGUGGAAGAACAGAGGUUCAGAGAAAUAUGUGCUAAAGAACUGGUUGGCUUGAUUGUUCUUACAAGAUAUAACAACAAAACAUACCGGGUGGAUGACAUUGACUGGGAUUCCAACCCCCAAGGUGUCUUUAAGAAAGCAGAUGGAUCUGAAAUCAGCUUUGUGGAUUAUUACAAAAAGCAAUAUAACCAAGAAAUCACUGACUUGAAUCAGCCGGUAUUGGUAAGUCAGCCUAAAAGGAAGGCAGGCCCUGGAGGUAACAUUGUUGGGCCAGCAAUUCUCAUUCCUGAGCUCUGCUUUCUCACAGGACUAACUGAUAAAAUGCGAAGUGAUUUCAAUGUGAUGAAAGACUUAGCUGUGCAUACAAGACUUGCACCAGAGCAAAGAAUGCGUGAAGUGGGAAGGCUUAUUGACUACAUCAACAAAGAUGAUAAUGUCCAGAAAGAACUUCGUGACUGGGGUUUGAGCUUUGAACCCAAUUUGCUUUCCUUUUCUGCAAGAGUUGUUCAGUCAGAAAAGAUCCUUCAAGGAGGAAAAACAUUUGAAUACAAUCCACAAUUUGCAGACUGGUCUAAAGAAAUGAGGGGUGCAUCUCUCAUCAGUGUAAAGCCACUGGAAAACUGGUUGUUGAUAUACACAAGGCGUAAUUAUGAUGCUGCUAAUACACUGGUUCAGAAUCUCUUCAAAGUCACACCAGCUAUGGGCAUACAGAUGAACAAGGCCAUAAUGAUAGAAGUAGAGGACCGAACUGAAGCAUACUUGAAAGCCUUGAAGCAAAAAGUGGCCUCCGACACACAGAUGGUGGUUUGCCUUCUGUCUAGUAACCGCAAGGACAAGUAUGAUGCAAUCAAAAAGUACUUGUGUUCGGAUUGUCCGACUCCAAGCCAGUGUGUACUUGCGCGCACUUUAAGCAAGCCCCAGACAGUAAUGGCCAUAGCCACAAAGAUUGCUUUACAGAUGAACUGCAAGAUGGGUGGAGAACUCUGGAGUGUCGAGAUACCAUUGACACAACUCAUGAUAGUGGGAAUUGACUGUUACCAUGACACUACAAGUGGCCGACGAUCAAUUGCAGGAUUUGUUGCUAGCCUGAAUCGGGGAAUUACACGUUGGUAUUCACGAUGUGUCGUUCAGGAUCGUGGGCAAGAACUUGUAGAUGGGCUCAAAGUUUGUUUGCAAGCUGCUUUAAGGACAUGGUAUACCUACAACAACCGCAUGCCUGCCCGCAUUAUUGUAUAUCGAGAUGGUGUUGGAGAUGGUCAGCUGAAAACCUUGGUUAACUAUGAAGUCCCUCAAUUUUUGGAAUGCUUGAAAGCUGUUGGGAAAGACUACAGUCCUAAGUUAACAGUAAUAGUGGUGAAGAAGCGUGUGAAUACCAGAUUCUUUGCGCAAGUUGGGGGAAGACUUCAGAAUCCACCACCAGGCACAGUGAUUGAUUUAGAAGUUACCAGACCAGAGUGGUAUGAUUUCUUCAUUGUGAGUCAGGCUGUGAGAACCGGCAGCGUUUCCCCAACUCACUACAAUGUCAUCUAUGACAAUAGUGCGUUGAAGCCAGACUACAUGCAACGAUUAACAUACAAGCUCUGUCAUAUGUACUAUAAUUGGCCAGGUGUUAUUAGAGUGCCUGCUCCCUGUCAGUAUGCCCAUAAAUUGGCGUUCUUGGUGGGCCAGAGCAUUCACAGAGAACCCAGCUUGUCUCUUGCGGAGAAUCUGUAUUACUUGUGA
Molecule: messenger RNA, 2601 nt
Organism: Gekko japonicus
Lineage: Eukaryota; Metazoa; Chordata; Lepidosauria; Squamata; Gekkonidae
Gene: PIWIL1
Product: piwi-like RNA-mediated gene silencing 1
Exons: 20
Coding region: 1-2601 (866 amino acids)
Biological process (GO): regulatory ncRNA-mediated gene silencing
Cellular component (GO): P granule
Molecular function (GO): protein binding; piRNA binding
Source: RefSeq, a predicted model, not a curated record